This is a messenger RNA of Closterium sp. NIES-65, 3378 nucleotides long. Lineage: Eukaryota; Viridiplantae; Streptophyta; Zygnematophyceae; Desmidiales; Closteriaceae. The record is from the annotation of a GenBank genome assembly.
AUGUCCGCCUUCGCAGAUGGGACGGCAGGCCAACGCGCUCGUGGUGGCGGAAAGCGCAACGGCGGCAGGGCUGCCGCGGCCAAGGGCGGUCCCUCGGGCAGGCAGUCGCAGGAUGCGGAUGGAGGCGACGAGGGGGAUCAUGCCGAGCCGGAAGCUCGUGGUGGCGGAAAGCGCACCGGCGGCAGGGCUGCCGCGACCAAGGGCGGUCCCUCGGACUCGCAGGAUGCGGAUGGUGGCGACGAGAAGGAUCAUGCCGAGCCGGAAGCUCGUGGUGGCGGCAUACGCAACGGCGGCAGGGCUGCCGCGGCUAAGGGCGGUCCCACGGGCAGGCAGUCGGAGGAUGCAGAUGGUGGCGACGAGGGGGAUCAUGCCAAGCCGGAAGCUCGUGGUGGCGGCAUGCGCAACGGCGGUAGGGCUGCCGCGGCCAAGGCCGGUCCCUCAGGCUCACAGGAUGCGGAUGGUGGCGACGAUAAGGAUCAUGCCGAGCCGGAAGCUCGUGGUGGCAGCAUGCGCAACGGCGGCAGGGCUGCCGCGGCUAAGGGCGGUCCCUCGAGUAGGCAGACGCAGGAUGCGGAUGGUGGCGACGAGAAGGAUCAUGCCGUGCCUGCAUGCCGUGGCGUUAACGAUCAUGAUGAGGACGAGCCAGCAGCUGUGACUGAUGGGAAAGGUGGACGUGAAGCUGUGAUUCCCUACCAACGGCGCAAGGCUGUGGAUCCGGGCAGUUGCGACCAUAAGGCGAGACAAGCUCGGCGCGGCCCCAAUGUGCACGUUUUGAGCUCGUCUGGUUCCGAGGAAGAUUCGAGCGACAGUGAGUCGGGCAGCUCAUCCGGGAGUGAGGAGGUAUACGAGGACGAGGUUGAGGAGGAGGAGGACGAGGAUGAUGAGGAGUUGGAGCCGGAGAGCGAGGAUGGGGAGGAGGCUCGGCCUUUGCAGAGGAGGAGUGUGCGGAAGCUCAAGAAGGGCAACGCUAAGCAAAAAUCGGAGAGGGGACGGGUGAAGAUCUGUAAACAGAGUGUGCGUCGUGCCAAACCACAAGGCAAGCGCCAGAGGCCUCGAUUCGAAGCUAAAAUAGUGGGUGUGCGUAGCAAGGCGAAGCGGGAGUUGAAUUUUUACGAAUCAAUGAGGAUAAGAUGUCCAUCAAGCUCUCUUGAACGGCAAGCCGCGGACUCGUACGCUGCGUUACGCUAUCCGAGGGGUUCGGCUGGGGAAGGAGAUCAGAUGGCUUGGGGGUCAGCGCGGUUUGGCAAAGAAGCGACGGACCCGCCCCCCAACCAUAUGGGGGGUCGCGCGGUUCAUGUGAAGAACGAGGGGGCAACGAAGCGGCACGAACCCUCGGUAGCUGCAGCAGCGAAUGACGGUGUGGGAGGAGGUGUGUGGGCGAAUGCCUUGGGUGAAUGUGGCGGCGGUGUGGAAGGCUCCAUGUGGGAUAUACGGGAGAGCAGGGGAGAAGGGGGGGACGAGAAAAUGGAUCCAGCCACUAAGGAGGGGAGGGGAGAGAGCAUGGGCACACCUGGCGCAUCCAGUCGGCCGGAUGUGGCUGGCGGCAGGACUGUGGAGCAGCUCAUGCGAGAGCUUGCCCAGCGGGAUCGCGAAAUCGCUGCACUCAAGGCAAGGCCAGGAUCAAAAGGAGCUGUCAAGCCCUGCACCCCUCCAUCUAGGCCUCCUCCUCUAGCAUCUCUGUCGAGCGGCCCAUCUAUAGGGGGCCUCGAUCCAGACGUGGCGCCAGAAAGCCCAGCGACGGUAGACGUACCGGUCCGUCGAACGCGUGGGAUGCCCACACCCAAGCUGCUGAAGGUAAGCGUGUUUGUGGAAUUAUGCACAGUGAUAGCGGCAUGUCUGCAGUGGGAUAGGCAUUCCCAGUACGCCUCGCUUCAUGGACGUGGCGCUGGGCAUACGAUGCUCUCACAUUCUGCCCCCGACCCAGAGCUCACCAUAGCAAGCCCCUGUUCCUGGUGCUGGUGGUGGUGUGGGUGUCAUGCGGCGGAGGGAAUAGAGGAAGCCGUAUCCGUCAACCCCAUGCGGCCCCCUUUCUGUCCGCCGCUCCUCCCUCCCCUCUCUAUCCCGUCCCUCUCCCUCCUCGUCCAGAGCCACUGUAAAAGAGCUCCUGUUCAUGGUGCUGGUGGUGGGGUGGGUGUCAUGUGGCGGAGUGAUCGUAAAUCGCAGCAAGCUCCUGUUCAUGGUGCUGGUGGUGGGGUGGGUGUCAUGCGGCGGAGUGAUCAGCCCAUGUUCAUGGUGCUGGGGGUGGUGUGGGUGUCAUGCGGCGGAGGGAUAGCUAAGCAUAGCAAGCUCCUGUUCAUGGUGCUGGUGGUGGGGUGGGUGUCAUGCGGCGGAGUGAUAGCUCACCAUAGCAGCUAUCCUUCCUCUCCCUGCACCCUCUCUCCCAUCCCUCCCCCACCUCUUCCAGAGCCCAUGUUCAUGGUGCUGUUGUUGCUUAACGUUGGUUCUUCUCCCACUGUCCCCUUCUCCCGCCCCCCCUUUAAUCUACACCUCUCCCCUUCCCUCCCGCCAUCCCGUUCUCUCCCUCCCUCCAUUUCUCUUCAGCCCUCCCCUUCUAUCCCGCCCUCCAUGUCUCUCCUGCCCUCCCCCUCUCCCCUGCCCUCCCCUUCUCUCCUGCCCUCCCCUUCUCUCCCGCCCUUCCCUGCUCUACUGCCCUCCAGCCAACCCUCCAUUCAUUCUAAACCGCCCUCCACUUCGUCCAUACCCUUUGGACAACCCCUAAACCAUGUCGUGCAUGAUCUUCGUCCCCGCCUUGUCCUGCGUGCGCGCAGGAGGGAAUCAACGGGUCAGCUCGUGGGGAAACAGCAGAGACGGGCUCCCGUUUGCCAACGGCCGAUUGACCAGGGCUUGGCAAAGGUUAAGAAGACCGACUGGAACGUCUCGAACUCCCACCGCAAGAACACCGAGUGGAUGACGGGUUUGCACCGAAAUGUGCGGUGGAUUAUCAAGGACCACUUCACACGCCACACCCCCGUGUACAACACAGUCGUGCAGGGCUUCAAGUGGGGCGACCGUGGCCUGUAUGUUCACGAGUCAGGAUUUGAGGCGUUCAAGGGGAAGGCCGUGCCUGACGAGGAGAAGACGGACUUUAAGGAGGAAGAGCAGGAGGUGUACGACGUGGAGGACUUGAAGACAGAUAACGAGGAGGAUGACGAGGAUCAGGAGGAGGAGGAGGAGGAGGAUGAGGAGGAGGAGGAGGAGGAGGAGGAGGAGGAGGAGGAGGAGGAGGAGGAGGAGGAGGAGGAGGAGGAGGAUGAGGAGGAGGAGCAAGGCAUUGGUGGAGACAGCAAGGGGGGCAGCACGCCAGGCAAGAAAGUAGAGUCAGCAUGGGGGGUGGCACGGGCGGCAAAAGCGUGGAGUCAGCAAGGGGGGCAGCAGUAG